AUGUAGGAAGACAAUCAGUGGGAGGAAGUGAAUCCAGAGUUUGGUAGGAGCAGAGCGGCUGAAAACUCUCUGCUGUCCGCGGUCUGCCACUUUUAAAUCGCGAGGAGACGUCGCUUGUCCAAGCGGACUUGCCGUACUUCCUGGGCGAAACCUGCACUUCCGCGUCGCUCCACCGCGGACGCGAAACGAAACGAGUCUUUCCAAAAGAGUCGUGAACGGACCUGAGCGGGAAGCGGCAACGCGGGACGUCCGCCGCCGUCCUCAAGGCAUCGUUUGGGAAAUCGUCGCGGCCAGACACGAUCGCGCGAGGGCGCCUGGAAGCUUCUUGGGCCCGGCUUAGCUUCCCGGACGAGCCGCUCACAAAAGAGAGGGAGGCAUCGCGGAGAUCGAGUGGGAGUGUUCCUUGUUGCGAUUGCCGCGUGCCGAUGGGUGCCAAAAGAGAGAAAAGGGAAGAGUGCGAGGAGGACAUCGGCGGCACGAAAAAGGAGAAGGAGCCGCGAGCUCGGCCGCUCCAGCAGCCUCGUCAGCAGCCUCGUCUCGUGUUCCCCGGAGAAGACGUCAGCGACGAUCUUGACCCCGUGCGGACAGAGCUGGAGUCUCCCCGCAUCAAAGAGGAGCAGGAAGAAGGGGAAGCCCCUCACCCUAAGGAGGAAGAAGAGGAAGUGCUCCUCCACGUGAAAGCGGAGGACGAGGGGCCACAUUGGUCUUCCCUCCAAGAAGGCGAGGUGGAUGCAGUCACCAAGAGGCCAAUGAGUUUUGUCCAUUUGAAGAGCGAAGAGGAGGGAGACCCGGUCCCGGUUGGAAGUGAGGAGGGCGGAGGGAGCAGCAGCUUGACGGAAGGUGACUGGGGAGGAGCACAAGCAGACGGCCUCUUAGCUCCACUGUCCGACGACGACCUAACGUCGCCCUCUCCUGACACGGAGAAUGAAGAACGCUCACAAAGUGACGCCACGUGUCCCACCGACAACCGAAGCACGGAAUGUUCUCGUUGUGGCAAAACGUUGAGUUCAAAGUGGAAUUUGAAGUUACACAUGAGGACGCACACCGGGGCGAAACCUUUUGCCUGCUCAGUUUGCGGGCAAAGAUUCACUCAGAAGGGUCAGGUGAGGAUGCACGCCCAAAUACACACCGGGGAGAAGCCUUUCGCCUGCUCGGUUUGUGGCAAGAGCUUCCUCCGGAAGCAAAGUUUAGCGACGCACACGCGAGCGCACACCGGAGAGAAACCCUUUGCCUGUUUACUUUGUCCGAAAAGAUUCUUCAUCAAGGGACAUUUGACGAGGCACACGCGGAUACACACCGGAGAAAAACCUUUCGCCUGCUCACUUUGCGGCGAAACCUUCUCUCAAACGGAAAGUCUAACAAUCCACACAAGGAAGCACACUGGGGAGAAAUCUUUGGCUUGCUCAGUUUGUGGCAAAAUAUUCUUUCUGAAGACAAGUUUAAGGGUGCACGAAAAGACACACGCUGGAGAAAAGCCUUUCCCCUGCUCAGUCUGCGGGAAAAGAUUCUCGGGAAAGCACAUUUUGACAACCCACUCAAGGACACACACGGGAGAGAAACCGUUUGCCUGUUCGGUUUGCGGGAAGAGCUUCUCUUUGAAAGGACAGCUGGUGAGCCACAACAAAACACACACCGGAGAGAAACCUUUCCCGUGCUCGGUCUGUGGGAAAAGAUUCUCCAGAAAGGGACGCUUAGCGAGUCACUCCAGACAGCACACUGGAGAGAAACCGUUCAGUUGCAGCGUGUGCACCAAACGUUUCUUUAACAAGAUAGAUGUGAAGAGACACAAAUGCCGCGGCGGUAAACUCGACAGCUUCGUGGCCGGUGAACCAAGGAAGGCGUUUGUUGGCAACACAUCGCGAAGGAACGAUCGGGUGCGCGUGAAGUGUUGGCACAGUUGUCUGAAAAUGUGUUCAAGAGGCACGACGCGGUGCGAGGAGGAAGUUUGCGCAAGAAAAGAGGAGGAAGAUCGGCGAGCUUUCAAGCAACAUCCAGUUGUGGUCCAUGCAGCAGACGUCGCUGAAGGAGUUCUUCGUCCUCAGCAGCAGGAGCUGCGUUGCCUGCACAUCAAACUGGAGGAGGAGGAGGAGGAGCCACAGCCUCGCCACGUUAAAGAGGAAGAGCAAGAGGAUGAAAUCGCAGCUUUUCAGUUGACUGACGUCAACGUGAAGGCCGAAAGUGAGGGAGAACACUGUGGACGAUCACAGGCCAACGGUCUGGUGCCCCCACUCUCAGAAAGCGACGACGUCACGUCACAAUCUUCUGGUCAUGACGAGGAGGAGGAGGAUGAUGAUGAGCGCAACAAAGGAGACGUGGCGAACCACGCUGGCAACAAACGGGUGAAAUGUGCUCACUGUGACAAAACCUUUGUCUACAAGUCCAGGUUGAAGAGACACUUGAGAACACACACUGGAGAAAAACCCUUUGCCUGUUCCCUUUGUGACAAAAGAUUCUCACUCAAGGCCCAUUUGACAGCGCACACCACAACGCACACCGGAGAGAAACCCUUUGCCUGCUCAGUGUGUGAUCAAAGAUUCUCUCGAAAAGAACAUUUAACGAGGCACACCAAAAGACAUAAUGGAGAGAAACCUUUCACCUGCUCAGUUUGCGGCAAAAGAUUCUCCGAAAAGACACAUUUGAAAAUACACACGGGAACCCACACCGGCGACAAACCGUUUGCCUGCUCGGUUUGCGGCAAAAGCUUCACCCUGAAUUCGCUCUUAACGAGGCACACGCAAACACACACGGACGAAAAACCUUUUGUCUGCUCGGUGUGCGGGAAACGAUUCGGUCACAAGGGAGACUUAACGAAACACACGAGAACGCACGCGGAGGAGAAACUGUUUGUUUGCUCGGUUUGUGGGAAAAGAUUCACCCUGAAGGAAGGCUUGACAAAACACGCGAGAACGCACAGCGGAGAAAAACCUUGCGCUUGCUCAGUUUGCGGUCAAAGAUUCUCCGAGAAGGCCCGCCUGACGAGACACGCGAGAACGCACACGGGGGAAAAACCUUUUGCCUGCUCAGUGUGCGGCCAAAGAUUCUCAGAGAAAGCCCGUUUGACGAGACACGCACGAACGCACACCGGGGAGAAGCCUUUUGCUUGCUCCAUUUGUCGGAAAACCUUCAACCGAAAGACAACGUUGAAAGCGCACGCGAGAACGCACACCGGCGAGAAACCCUUUGCCUGCUCCAUUUGCGGGCAAAGGUUCUCCACCAACGGAAAUUUAACGAGCCACGUGAGAAGGCACGAUGGGGAGAAGCCCUUCACCUGCUUGUUUUGUGGCAAAACGUUCAGCGAGAAGGGACUGUUAAAAAUACACACCCGAAAACACACCGGAGAGCAGCCGUUUGCGUGCGCGGUUUGUGGCAAAAAAUUCUCUCAGAGGGCCGAAUUGACGAAACACGCGCGGACGCACACCGGGGAGAAGCCUUUUGCCUGUUCCGUGUGCGGGAAAAGAUUCAACGAGAGCGGACAUUUGACGAGGCACGCGCGGACGCACACGGGCGAGAAACCGUUCGUGUGCUCGCUUUGUGGCAAAGGCUUCACGGAGAACGGUCAUUUAAGGAGACACGCCAGAACGCACGGCCAAGAGCGGACGCUCACCUAACGCCUAAAGAUUCCGCGGAGACGAUCGGCCCGAAGACACACGCGCGUGCCGCUGACAAGAGCGGCGCUCACUGAAACGCAAGAAACGCAAGAAACGGAAGCCGUGUUAGGACGAGGUCAAAGGUUUCAUCACUGCCAUCCACUGUCGACAGCACAAUGCUCAAAAGCACCUGGUGUCACUCGUCUUUGAUUGGAAUGGGAAGAGCCUCGAAGUGCCCUCUAGUGGCCCACUGUGAGGUUGCGGCAUUCUCUUGAGGAAACCGACGAGGCUCCGACUUGAGUCAGCCGCGCCGCUUCUUGAGUCGGCAAACGUGGUGAAAUAUUGAUCUGCUCUUUGCCUCCACGAGCUCACCUUGACCAUUGGAACCUUCUCAACCCGCCUUCUGCGUUUCUCCGGCAUACCUGCUGUGUUUUGCUCAAUGCCUUGCCAACUCAUGAGGUGAAAUUUUUCAUUUCGUUUUUUUUUGGGGGGGGGGCGGGAGUACAAACAUGUGGUUGUCAUCAAGUUGGUUGUAUUCUUAAUUUCAUCCUUUUUGCUUCAUUAAACAUGGAAAACAACA
This is a messenger RNA of Hippocampus comes (tiger tail seahorse), 4167 nucleotides long. Its product is annotated as zinc finger protein 585A-like. Gene Ontology annotation, biological process: regulation of transcription by RNA polymerase II. The transcript is spliced from 4 exons. Bases 426 to 3608 code for a protein of 1060 amino acids. NCBI's taxonomy places the organism in Eukaryota, Metazoa, Chordata, Actinopteri, Syngnathiformes, Syngnathidae. The record is from RefSeq and is a predicted model, not a curated record. Gene Ontology annotation, cellular component: nucleus. Gene Ontology annotation, molecular function: RNA polymerase II cis-regulatory region sequence-specific DNA binding; DNA-binding transcription activator activity, RNA polymerase II-specific.